GGAACCGCGACGCGUUCAACUUGGGCGUCCGAGUCUAAGUUUCUCUGACAUGGCAGACAGCUUGGCCCCUCAAUGCACUCCAUUGAAACGUGAGUACGAUUCAUGUUUCAAUUCUUGGUUUGAAGGAUACCUCGAGCCUGCCGUGGCUGCGUCGGCUUCCCAACAACAACGGGAGGUGUAUUCGCGUAAAAAGGCGGAGGAAUUCGAAACAAAGUGUGGGAAAGUAUGGGCUGAGUACAAAGAAUGCACGCAGAGAGCGUUGAAAGAAAAGGGAUUGGAUCGUCUACUGGACCAAGCUCGAGAAGAGAAUCCUCUGACAGAGCCUGCCCCGUCAGCGACUCAGAACCAAAAAUGAGUAAAUAAAACGGGUUCAUUGUGCUAUGUACUAGCACUGCUCUUUGCAGUUCUCCAGGCCACAUCACCACAAAGGUUCUAGUCGUUCCAAUCUGCUCCAGUGUGUUACGGUGACAAGCUCAUGAUAUCAAUAUUUGUACACAGCGGCUUGCUACGGCGUCAUAGCUAACCAGUGAAAGAUUGUGAUUACUGCGGUUCCAAUACAUUUAAAUUGCCAGUAAGGGCACCUCU
This is a messenger RNA of Guyanagaster necrorhizus, 585 nucleotides long. RefSeq lists its product as uncharacterized. Gene Ontology annotation, molecular function: phosphatidic acid transfer activity. Bases 50 to 355 code for a protein of 101 amino acids. NCBI's taxonomy places the organism in Eukaryota, Fungi, Basidiomycota, Agaricomycetes, Agaricales, Physalacriaceae. The transcript is spliced from 4 exons. The record is from RefSeq and is a predicted model, not a curated record. Gene Ontology annotation, biological process: phospholipid translocation. Gene Ontology annotation, cellular component: cytosol; mitochondrial intermembrane space; nucleus.